GCCUUCGCCAUUUUGAUUUCACAUCGGCAGAUUUUCACAUCGCAGACUUUCCUGGCGACUGGCAAAUUUAACUUUUCGCAGUUGUUUCUAAUUGUUCGCGGUGAAAAUGAGCUCCAAGCAUAAAGAUAAAGAUCGCGAACGCGACAAAGAUCGUGAUAAAGAAAGAUCACGGUCAAAAGAACGGGACCGGCAACAUUCCCGGUCUAGAGAACGUGAUAGAAAUCGUGACAGGGACCGGGAUAAAGACAGACGUAGAAGGAAUAAGAGCCGAGAACGCAGGAGCCCAGACCGCGACCACGAUAGACGCGGCGGCCGUUCACGUUCGCGGGAAUGGGAACGCGAUCGCAACUAUCGGCGCAGAAGUAAGAGCCGCGGCCGCAGGUCUCCAUCGAGGAGUCGUAGCAAGAGUUACGACGUGCGGAGGGAUAGGGAUCGGGACCGAGAUCGUCGCCGCGAUAGGGAGAGAGAACGCGAGCGGGAAAGGAAUCGCGAGGUCUACAUGAACAUGGACCGCAGUGCCAGUCGCGAACGGGAGAAGGACUUCUUGCGUGAGAACAAGCUGGACAUCACCCAGGCUAUCAUGGAGGUUGUGAAUAGUAAUGCGACGGUGCCGAAGAACUUUGCGGCUUUGCUGAACACGAACAGCAACGAUUCGGUCAGCAAUGGACCCUCGGAAUACUCGGAUUCAGGAGCUGGUGGCGAGGGCAGUGCAGCUGAGAGGAGGCGGAAGAAGAAGUCAAGAUGGGGAGGUAGCGAGAACGACAAAACGUUUAUACCCGGGAUGCCGACGAUCCUGCCGUCGACGCUGGACCCCACACAGCAGGAGGCAUAUUUAGUUCAGCUACAAAUCGAAGAAAUCAGCAGAAAAUUAAGAACAGGCGAACUUGGAAUACCACAAAAUCCUGAAGAAAGAUCUCCAUCACCAGAGCCGAUUUACAGUUCUGAUGGCAAACGGUUGAAUACCCGUGAAUUCCGGACAAGGAAGCGCCUUGAAGAGCAACGCCAUCAAUUGGUCAUGCGGAUGCAAUGCAUGAAUCCCGAUUUCAAACCGCCGGCGGAUUAUAAACCGCCUGUUAUUCGUGUCAGCGAUAAAGUUCUCAUUCCACAAGAAGAACAUCCAGAUAUAAACUUUGUGGGUCUUUUGAUUGGGCCUCGCGGUAACACUUUGAAAGCCAUGGAGAAAGAAACGGGUGCUAAAAUCAUAAUUCGUGGAAAAGGAUCCGUUAAAGAAGGCAAAGUUGGUCGUAAGGACGGUCAACCACUACCAGGCGAGGAUGAACCGCUUCAUGCAUUUAUAACCGCCGGCAAUCCAGAAUGUGUAAAGAAAGCAGUUGACAAAAUCAAGGAAGUCAUUCGACAGGGAAUCGAAGUGCCCGAAGGACACAAUGACUUGCGUAGAAUGCAGCUCCGUGAGUUGGCACAGUUGAACGGUACAUUACGAGAAACUGAUUGUCCACGUUGCACUAAUUGUGGAUCAACCGAACAUAAGAGUUGGUUAUGUCCUGAUAAGCCAAAUGUCACUAAUAGCAUUGUUUGCUCAUCAUGCGGUGGUGCCGGUCACAUUGCAAAGGAUUGUCGCAGCAAACGUCCCGGACAAGGGGGUCCACCAUCAGCAGAUUCUCAAGCUAAGAUUGAUGAGGAAUACAUGAGUUUGAUGGCUGAGCUAGGAGAAGGCCCUCCGCCUUCAAAACAAUCAAUCGAUCCACUUGUUCAAGCUCAUUUGAAUCGCGGCUAUAGUCUUUUUGAUCAACGCCCGGCUGCUCCACGAGCUAUUACGGCCGCUCCACCACCAGUGCAACCAGCACCACCGCCUACUCAGGUGCCGCCACCGUUGCCACCAUGGAACACUAAUGGUACAGUAGCACCAAUCCCCCCAAUGUUGCCACCACCACCUGGUGGCCAACCGCCGCCGCCUGGAGGUCCGCCACCACCGAUGAUGCCAUGGAUGCCGCCGGUGCAACCACCAAUUCCAGGCGGAGAUAAUGCAAAUCCACCCAUUCCAGGAUCCUUACCACCGCCGCCUCCUGGCGUGGCUCCCCCCGGUACUGGACCACCACCUACAUCGUUAGGGCCUCCACCAGGACCCCCUGGUAUGCCACCUGGCCCACCUGGUAUUCCACCGGGCCCACCUGGCAUGCCACCAGGUCCCCCGGGGCUGCCGCCUGGCCCUCCUGGAUUACCACCAACACCACCAGGAUUACCUCCAGGUCCACCCGGAAUGCCACCACCACCAGGAACAACGAGCGCCCCGCUGCCACCUUGGGGUGGACCGCCAGGAGUGAUCCCUCCUCCACCAUUUGGUUGGGGACAAAAUAAUCAAUCGGCAUUUGCUCCGCCACCACCCGGAUCAGUGCCGCCUCCACCACCAGGAGCACCGCCACCAGCUCUCCCUCCAGGCACACUACCAAAUCUGAUUCAACCCCCUCCUCCUCCACCGCCUAGCUAAAUGUAGGAUAGUUCAGUUGGAUUUUAUAGAAUUUCGUCAAUUUGAAUGAUUGUAAAGUAUUACAUUGAUUAGAAAUGUAUUUAGGGAUAUUUUACAGAUUGCACAUAAUUAUUACGGUACUAUGCAUAGUAACCACUUAUCAACAAUUAUCGCUUCAGUUUCAGAAUUAUUAUCACUUUAAACUCUCGAUUGUAAUUAGAUAAAGAAUGUUUUAAUAUUCUCACUGACGACGAAUAUGAUUUCAAUAAAAAUAUGUCAUAAAAGAAAAA
This is a messenger RNA of Hermetia illucens (black soldier fly), 2715 nucleotides long. It is a transcript of the gene SF1, whose product is annotated as splicing factor 1. The transcript is spliced from 7 exons. Gene Ontology annotation, molecular function: mRNA binding; zinc ion binding. Gene Ontology annotation, biological process: regulation of mRNA splicing, via spliceosome. The coding region runs from base 107 to 2446 and encodes 779 amino acids. The record is from RefSeq and is a predicted model, not a curated record. NCBI's taxonomy places the organism in Eukaryota, Metazoa, Arthropoda, Insecta, Diptera, Stratiomyidae. Gene Ontology annotation, cellular component: nucleus.